Messenger RNA from Lachnellula hyalina, 3138 nucleotides. RefSeq names its product ABC transporter. Gene Ontology annotation, cellular component: membrane. The coding region runs from base 1 to 3138 and encodes 1045 amino acids. Gene Ontology annotation, biological process: transmembrane transport. The record is from RefSeq and is a predicted model, not a curated record. Lineage: Eukaryota; Fungi; Ascomycota; Leotiomycetes; Helotiales; Lachnaceae. The transcript is spliced from 7 exons. Gene Ontology annotation, molecular function: ABC-type transporter activity; ATP binding; ATP hydrolysis activity.
AUGUUAACUAAGCGUAUGUGUGUGGCCUUAGUGUCCGUUAUUGCCACAAACUAUGUCACCGAUGGCAUUGGUCCCGCUCGAGCGAUAUGGAACCAAGCUAUACAGAAAAGGGUUUCCAGCACAUCUUCGAUGCUGACGCAGAUCAAGGGCCUGAAGAUGAUGGGUCUCACUGACUAUAUUGCUAAAUCGAUUCAAGACCUUCGGGCCAGCGAGCUCGAGGUGUCGAAAAUAUUUAGAGCGUUUAUCGUAAAGAUAGUAUUGAUAGCAAACUUCUCGGACCAAGCGACUCCAGUAGUUGUGAUAACAGCAGCUGUAUUUUGGACAAAAUCCGGGACCGAUGCAUUCGGUGCUUCCGAGGCGUUCACCAGUUUGUCUAUCGUGGCGCUUGUCGUGUCACCCAUGGCCAACCUGAUGGGGUCGAUCCCAAACUUCAAGGCAUCUGUUGCUUGUUUUGAUCGUAUCCAGGCCUUCUUGGUCUUGGAAAGCCAUGAGGAUAAAAGGAUCGAUACAAGUACCACUGGUGAAACCCCAUCCCCGUCUACGAGCGAGAGCGAUCAUCUUGUCUUAGCACAAAGGCAAGAACACUCAGAUAUCGAGCUUCCCUUGAUUCGAAAGCCACACGCCACUCGACUUGUCCUGGAACAUGCCAAUUUCACGCUAAAGAGCCAGACAGAGCCUGUGCUUCAGGGCAUCAGCGUUUCUCUUCCAAAGUCCAGCUGCACAAUGCUCGCUGGCCCUGUAGGCUGCGGUAAAUCUUCCCUUCUUAGAGGUAUCUUGGGUGAGAUCCGCCUCUCUGGCGGGACAGUUAGGGUUGAGGACGUCGGCGCAUCGAUAGCUUACUGUGACCAAACUGCUUGGCUCCGGAACAUCUCCAUUCGUGACAACAUCAUUGGUCCGGGGCAAUUUGAUGAGAAGUGGUACGCCUCCGUGUGCCAUGCCUGUGCCCUCAACGACGAUAUUUCUCAAUUUCCUCUGGGCGAUAAGAGCCUGGUUGGGAGUGGGGGCAUCAGUCUUAGUGGAGGACAGAAACAAAGAGUGGCAAUCGCUCGAGCACUAUACGCACGAAGAGAUAUUGUCUUGCUCGACGACGUGUUCAGUGCCCUUGAUAGCGUUACCUCCCGAACAGUCUUCAACUGCGUCGUCGGAAUUCUGCGAAAGCAGGGCGCAACAGUGCUGCUAGCGACCAACGCAAUCCACCAACUCCCCUUUGCAGACAAUAUCAUCGUGCUUGAAACAUCCGGCCGCAUUGCGCAGAGUGGCAGUUUUGCCGAGCUGCAGGCUCAGGAUGGCUAUGUGAGAAGCCUCGCGUUAAAAACGCGCUCCAGUCAUGAAAUCGAAGAUAUACAAAACGCCGACACUGAAACAACCGCUGAUCCGGCCGCUGCUAAGGCUGCGGGGGAGGAUGAGAGCGACUUUACACGACAGACCGGGGAUCGGUCAUUAUACAAAUUCUAUCUGAAGUCGACCGGGAUACCUCUAUCACUCGGAUUCUUACUUAUCGCCAUUUGCUGUGUCGGCGUAAAACAGAUGUCAAUUGUUUGGGUACGCAUUUGGACUGAGCAUGGCAUCGACCAAGAUCGUGGUGCAUAUUUCAGCGGCUAUAUUGUCUUCGCAACAGCCACCAUUAUUUUGACUGGUAUGGUAGGUUGGUUCGUCACCUUCUUGAUCAUCCCAAAAUCGGCCAAGUAUCUUCACUGGCUUCUGCUGGACGCAGCUGUCGGAGCGCCGCUGUGGUACUUCACUACAACUGACAGUGGUACCAUCCUCAAUCGCUUCAGCCAAGACAUGACACUCAUCGACCAGGCAUUGCCAAUGGCCUUCUUCGCCACGACUAUAGAUUCGCUCACCCUUCUUGCCAAUGCGGCCGUAAUUGCGUCGGGCGCACAGUACGUUGCUGCCGUGAUUCCUUUCUGCAUCGUAGCGCUAUACUUCCUACAGAAAUACUAUCUUCGUACAUCGCGUCAGCUCCGACAUCUCGAUCUCGAGUCCAAGUCGCCGUUAUAUACGCAUUUCACCGAGACGCUCCACGGUGUGGCGACAAUUCGAGCCUUUGGCUGGCAGCAAGACUUCCAGGAGGGGAAUCUUCGGUUCCUCGACCAGUCCCAAAAACCUUUCUAUCUCCUGUUCUGCGUCCAACGAUGGUUGAACGUCGUCAUGGACCUGUUUGUUACAGGCAUCGCCAUCGUUCUAGUGAGCUUUGCUGUUGGGUUUACGAGCACAACAUCCCGCGGCGCCAUCGGCCUUUCCAUGGUCACUCUCAUUGGCUUCAACAACAGCCUUUCCAGGGUAAUAAUGUCUUGGACGAAUAUGGAGACGUCUCUUGGCGCUAUCGCUCGAUUGCGCAACUUCAUACGAGACACGCCCCGAGAAGACUCUGGAGUACAAAUUCUAGAGGCGCCUGUAUCGUGGCCCUCAACUGGCUUCAUUCAGGUUGAUGGACUUACUGCUACCUACCAUCUCGAAGAUGAGACAGUACUACGUGAUGUAUCGCUUCGGAUUCAACCAGGCCAGAAGGUGGGAAUCUGCGGGCGUACAGGAAGCGGUAAGAGCUCGCUGCUACUAAGCCUUCUGAAACUAUUGGAAACCCAGUCAGGUUCAAUUACAAUCGACGGGCUCGAUUUGGCGUCGGUGCCGAGCGUAGUACCUCGAACCCACCUCACAGCUCUCCCCCAGGAUUCCGUGACGCUACCCGGCACUGUCCGUACAAACCUCGACCCUCUAGAGACGGUUGCCGCCGACGAGAUCCUGAUCGAUGCCUUAUCUAGUGCGGGCAUGUGGGAGACCAUCAGCAGCCGCGGUGGUCUGGACGUAGACUUCGAGAGUCUUGGACUAUCUCACGGGCAGAAACAGCUCUUCUGCCUAGCUCGAGCCCUGCUGAGCAAGAGCCCCGUUGUGCUCCUUGACGAAGCCACUAGUAGUGUCGACCACUAUUCAGAUGAGCAGGCGCAAAAGGUGCUACGGGAGGUUUUCAAGGAGAAAACGGUUUUGGUAGUGGCGCAUAGGCUGGAGACUAUCGCGGAUCUGGAUCUCGUCGUUGUUAUGGAUAAGGGACGGAUUGUGGAGGUAGGCGAUCCUCGUGAGCUGAAGAGCAAGCCUGACUCGCUUUUCUGGACGCUCUGGGAGAGCCGACAUGGUUGA